Messenger RNA from Fusarium proliferatum ET1, 414 nucleotides. RefSeq lists its product as uncharacterized. Lineage: Eukaryota; Fungi; Ascomycota; Sordariomycetes; Hypocreales; Nectriaceae. The coding region runs from base 1 to 414 and encodes 137 amino acids. The record is from RefSeq and is a predicted model, not a curated record. The transcript has a single exon.
AUGAAGCUCGCUUCGAUCCUUACAUUCACCACAAUUGCCAUCGCAGGCACAGACGCAUGGAGCUUUACAGUCUGGACCGGAAAAGACCAGCACGGAAAGAAACGCCACUACCACAGCAGUGUCGGAGAUAACGACUGCUAUAAUUUCGACAAGGCCAUCACUUCGAAGGGCGUUGGUUCUUUUGAGUUCUGCAGCUUCAUUUGGACCCGUUGCUCCGUCUCAAUCCAUAGCGACAUUGGCUGUCGGGGCAAGAAACUUGGGUCCGCGACCGCCGCUGACAAAGGCGACUUAUGGCCCACAAAGUGGUCAAAGAAUACCAGUAAAGAAGCGAAGAAAAUGAAGAGUUUCAGGAUUCAGGGCUGCAAGGAUAUUCCUGUUACGGGAGGCAACUUGGAUAUCGCCAGCUGUAAAUAA